CUCGCCUCCUUUCCACAGUUCUGAGAGCGGUUGACCUUUCCCGGGUCUAGGAACUCUGUGGCUUGCGCUGAGCGGCUGUGGUGUCCAGCCCAGCCCUUUAAGCUGUGUCACUCCUGGUCAGGAAAAUAAGUACACAGGCAGACAGCUGGUGUACAGCCGGGCAGAGGCCAGUGACUGGCUGCCUACCUGUCACCUCUUGCCUGGAGUGCCCCGCUGCCAAGUUGGCCCCAUGACUCCACACACGGGGGCGGAGCCUGGACUGGGCCUGUGGGGAGGGCUCCACUAAAGUGACCACUUGCAGCCCUGAGCCUCAGCUCUUGGACGUCUGGCUGGAAGUUGGCUGUCCUGUUUCCUGUGACCUUGGGCAUGGAAAGGGCAGGGUCCAGGGGACCUAGGACACUAUCUCCCUUCCCCACGCCUUCUCCCUCGUUCCUCCCCACCCUUUUCGCUUCUACCCCGCCCACACAGCCCUAAAGGCUUCCUGGGGCGGAACUGUUUGGCUUUUCCCCGUCUCAGUUGAGGGUGGAGGGAUCGCAGCCCUAAGCCUUUGGGUGACAUGGAGCCCAGGAGGGCAGUGGCGCCUGGCUGGGGGUCUCGGGAGACCGCAGGGUCCGGAACGGCCGCGGAGCUUGUGUACCAUCUAGCCGGAGCCCUGGGCACUGAGCUGCAGGAGCUGGCGCGCCGUUUCGGGCCGGAGGCGGCGGCCGGGCUGGUGCCGCUAGUGGUGCGGGCGCUGGAGCUCCUGGAACAGGCUGCCGUGGGGCCCGCCCCAGACUCGCUGCAGGUGUCGGCGCAGCAGGCGGAGCAGGAGCUGCGGCGGCUGCGGGAGGAGAACGAGCGCCUCCGCAGGGAGCUGCGCGCGGGGCCACAGGAGGAGCGCGCGCUGCUGCGGCAGCUCAAGGAGGUGACGGACCGACAGCGGGACGAACUCCGUGCGCACAACCGCGACCUGCGGCAGCGAGGCCAGGAGACCGAGGCCUUGCAGGAGCAGCUGCAGCGCCUCCUGCUGGUGAAUGCUGAGCUGCGGCACAAGCUGGCGGCCGUGCAGAUCCAGCUGCGCGCCGCGCAGGACCGCGAGAGGGAGCGCCAGCAGCUUGGCGAAGGCGCGACCAUGGCGGCUAAAGAGCGAGCGCAGGGGCAGGCCGGGGCUCCCGGGCACCAGCACGUGCAGGAGCCCGAAUGGACAACCGCCGGCGCGGGCGCAUCUGAGGACCCGGUGGAGGCUGCGCAGCAGCGGGAGCGCCCCUCGGAGGCAGGGCAGUGCUUCAGUCGGGAGGAAUUUGAGCAGAUCCUUCAGGAGCGGAAUGAACUCAAAGCCAAAGUGUUCCUGCUCAAGGAGGAGCUGGCCUACUUCCAGCGGGAGCUGCUCACAGACCACCGGGUCCCUGGCCUUCUGCUCGAGGCCAUGAAGGUGGCUGUCCGGAAGCAGCGGAAGAAGAUCAAGGCCAAGAUGUUAGGGACACCAGAGGAAGCAGAGAGCAGUGACGAUGAGGAUGGCUCGUGGCUCCUGCUCUCCGAUGAUAAGGGAGACCAUCCCCCACCCCCGGAGUCCAGAAUACAGAGUUUCUUUGGCCUAUGGUAUCGGGGUCAAGCCGAAUCCCCUGAGGAUGAGACCAACAGCCCCGCACCCAGCAAGCUAGGGGGAGAAGAGGAGGCCCAACCACAGUCUCCAGCUCCUGAUCCGCCCUGUUCUGCCCUCCACGAACGCCUUUGUCUGGGGGCCUCAGCCGCCCCGGAGGCCUGACUUAGGGGUCUAGCUGCGGAUGGAUGUGUGGCCUCAAAUGAGGACACGGCUCCCGCCUUCGCGGCCCUCGCCAGGGGUCUGCCCUAGUCCUGGCCUGUACCAGGGCAGGAUGGGGGCUCAGCCCACCUCCCUCUCUACGUCUCUGUACCAAGCCUCUGGGGCCAGAUAUAAGAGUGCCUCUCUGAGUCUCAGUUUCCCCAUCCAUGAAAUGAGAGCGGACUGCCUAGCUCCCAGGGCUUUGUGCAGACCGCCUGAGCUCAUGUAAUAAAGAACUGCCCGUAAUAUACAGA
Molecule: messenger RNA, 2034 nt
Organism: Piliocolobus tephrosceles (Ugandan red Colobus)
Lineage: Eukaryota; Metazoa; Chordata; Mammalia; Primates; Cercopithecidae
Gene: RILP
Product: Rab interacting lysosomal protein
Exons: 8
Coding region: 557-1744 (395 amino acids)
Biological process (GO): early endosome to late endosome transport; cilium assembly
Cellular component (GO): ciliary basal body; cytoplasm; lysosome
Molecular function (GO): dynein light intermediate chain binding; protein dimerization activity; small GTPase binding
Source: RefSeq, a predicted model, not a curated record